AUGCUGUUGCAGGGUGAGCAAGCAGGAACUCGCAUAUCCUGCUGCCCACCUGGGAUUCGCCACGCUCGACAGCAGCAGCCGACCAUAGGCCAAAAUAGGCUGCCCACCAUGCUGAACGAUAAGGAACUCGAAGCCGCUGCUAAUCGGCUGGCCGCUUAUCGCACGAGUGACGCCCUCAAUGACAUUCUAACCCACUACGAUACCCUUCUGAACAACUACAAGCUCCUCAAAAGCGACUACGAGGAGGAGCGAGAGGCCCGAGAGCGCUGGAAGCAGCAAGCCCGUGGCCAGGAGCGCAACCCUUUCGUCCUCGUCCUUGUUGACGCUGAUGGCUAUAUUUUUAAUGAUGAAUUAAUCGCUGCCGGCCACAACGGUGGCGGUCAAGCCGCCCAGCUGCUGAACCACACUGUCAAGGCCAGCCAGGAAAAGAAGGGGCUGGAACACUGCGAGACCAUGGUUCGCGUCUACGCCAACGUGGCCGGCUUGUCCAAGGCCCUCGCCAAAUGGGGCCUCUUGGGAGCCGACAAACGCUCGCUGGGCCCUUUCAUUGCAAACUUCAACAGGUCUUACGGCCUUAGCGAUUUCGUCGACGCUGGAGAAUUCAAAGAGAAUGCCGACUUCAAGCUCCGCGAGAUGCUCAGGCUCUACGCCGAGAACACCCAGUGCAAACAUAUCUAUUUUGCCGCCUGCCACGAUGCCGGAUAUGUCUCACAACUCACCGCCUAUCGAGGUCAAAAAGACCGCUUCACCCUAAUCAAGGCCCCUUCUCUUCACUUCCACGACGAAUUCGCAAAGCUUGGUCUGUCAAUUGAAGAGCUGCCCGGCGUCUUCAGGUCCGCUGGCUCCGCUAUGGAUGCCUUAUGCCCGAAGCCAUUGCAGUCAGCAGGAAAACCUUACUUAUCUUUAUCUACGGCUAGAACUCAGACCGUAGGGCUGAAGGAGACAUGCACGUUCCACUCAGCCGGCAAAUGCAUUUAUGGCGAGUACUGCAAGAACCUCCAUGUUGGUCCAACGCCUUUGGUAAUGCGCCGAUCCAAACUGAGUUUGUCUCCUUGGCGGAACGGAAGUGAAGCUUAUAACACCAUUGAUUAUUCUUUGCCUGAUACGUCACACGGCGCUUCCAGCCGAAGCUACCUACAGAAACCCCAUCCAUUCGCCGAGCUGCCGAGGAGGGAUGAGAUGCCAGACGGUUACGUUGCCAUCAAUAGAGCCCAGCAGCGCCUCGACGCUUACAUGCCCGUCCCAACGCCUGAGUCCGAGGCACGCCUCAAAGUUAGGUCCGCCGUCAAGCGACUCUGCAAUACUAAAACUCUAACAGGUUCUUGCACCAAUCCGCACUGCGAGUACGACCACGGCCCGCUCGACGAGGACCUCGUCCCCACACUCGAGUGGCUCGCCAGGUCCAUACCCUGCCCUCGCCGUGAGAAGUGUCGCAAUGCGGCUUGCACGGCGGGUCAUCUUUGCCAGAAGCCGGACUGCAAGAAUCGCGGCGGUAAAGUCUUUUGCAGAUUUACCUGGGGUAUGCACUUUGAUGACCUCGCUGUCGACCGGUAUUUGCCUGCAAUUUCGAAUAGGCAAACUGCGUCACCGCGCGCGCAGCAUACCACGCCCCUACCAUCCGACCAUGCAAAUUUAGACACAAAUGGAGACGGAGCUGAUGGUGAAGAUGAGAAAGAGGGUGAAGAAACCUCAAGCGCUAACGGCGGCUUAUCUGUGGACACGUUGUGA
Messenger RNA from Diaporthe amygdali, 1728 nucleotides. RefSeq lists its product as uncharacterized. Gene Ontology annotation, molecular function: metal ion binding. The transcript has 4 exons. Lineage: Eukaryota; Fungi; Ascomycota; Sordariomycetes; Diaporthales; Diaporthaceae. The coding region runs from base 1 to 1728 and encodes 575 amino acids. The record is from RefSeq and is a predicted model, not a curated record.